AUGGGCUGCUGUGGCUGCUCUGGAGGCUGUGGCUCCAGCUGUGGGGGCUGUGGCUCCAGCUGUGGGGGCUGUGGCUCUGACUGUGGGGGCUGUGGCUCCGGCUGCUGUGUGCCUGUCUGCUGCUGCAAGCCCGUGUGCUGCUGUGUGCCAGCUUGUUCCUGCUCCAGCUGUGGCUCCUGUGGGGGCUCCAAGGGGGUCUGUGUCCCUUGCGGGGGCUGCAAGGGGGGCUGUGGCUCCUGUGGAGGCUCCAAGGGGGGCUGUGGCUCCAGCUGCUGUGUGCCCGUCUGCUGCUCCUCCAUCUGUGGCUCCUGUGGGGGCUCCAAGGGGGUCUGUGGAUUUCGUGGGGGCUCCAAGGGGGGCUGCGGUUCUUGUGGCUGCUCCCAGUGCAGCUGCUAUAAGCCCUGCUGCUGCUCCUCAGGCUGUGGGUCAUCCUGCUGCCAGUCCAGCUGCUGCAAGCCCAGCUGCUCCCAGUCCAGCUGCUGUAAGCCCUGCUGUUCCCAGUCCAGCUGUUGUAAGCCCUGCAGCUGCUCUUCAGGCUGUGGGUCAUCCUGCUGCCACUGCUCCCAGUCCAGCUGCUGUAAGCCCUGCUGCUCCCAGUCCCGCUGCUGUAAGCCCUGCUGCUGCUCCUCAGGCUGUGGGUCAUCCUGCUGCCAGUCCAGCUGCUGCAAGCCCUGCUCCUCCCAGUCGAGCUGCUGUGUCCCAAUUUGCUGCCAGUGCAAGAUCUAA
Messenger RNA from Pan troglodytes (chimpanzee), 726 nucleotides. It is a transcript of the gene KRTAP5-3, whose product is annotated as keratin associated protein 5-3. NCBI's taxonomy places the organism in Eukaryota, Metazoa, Chordata, Mammalia, Primates, Hominidae. The transcript has 2 exons. The record is from RefSeq and is a predicted model, not a curated record. Bases 1 to 726 code for a protein of 241 amino acids.